UUCUCCUGACCGUUAUGAGAAUAAAGAAACAGCCUGUCAACUGUUCCUAUAUCACCGUCGGAAACCAAAAGAGUGACUCGGCCAUUGACAACUACUUCGAAGUUCUGCUUCGCACGCUACCUGUUCGACGAAAUACCUAACUGAGACAUUGGCUUUAAAAUGAACCAAUCAAGCAAACCUUUCAAACUCACCAUCUUCAAAACCCCACAAAAACCCCCUUCCACCACCACCACCACCUUCUCCCGACAGCCACCGCUAGACCUCACCACCAUCACCAAUCUAAUCCUGAAAGCAGAAAACCAAGACUCGCUCACUCAAACCCUCCACUCCAUCUCCGAGUGGACCCCACACCUUGUCCAAACAAUCCUCAAACGGAUAUGGAACCACGGCCCUAAAGCCCUCCUAUUCUUCGACGCUCUCGAUAUGAACCACCAUUCCUACCGCCACUCCGCUGCCGCUUUCGACCACGCCAUCGACAUCGCCGCCCGCCUUCAGGACUACAAAGCCACAUGGACCCUCGUCUCGAAAAUGAGAUCAAGAAAAUUGGGCCCCACCCCCAAAACAUUCGCCAUCAUCACCGAACGGUACGUCUCCGCCGGAAAAGCCGAUAAAGCCGUCAAGAUAUUCUUGUCCAUGCACGAGCAUGGAUGCCAGCAGGAUUUGCAUUCGUUCAACACAUUGCUCGAUAUUCUAUGUAAAUCGAAACGCGCAGAAAUGGCGUAUAAGUUGUUCAAGAUUUUUCGAGGCAGGUUUCGAGCCGACGUGAUUAGUUACAAUAUAAUAGCCAAUGGGUUUUGUUUGAAGAAGCAAACUCCCCGAGCAAUGGAGGUUAUGAGGGAGUUGGUCGAUCGAGGCUUGGAACCAACUUUGACAACUUAUAAUAUAUUGCUCAAGGGCUUUUUUCGAAGCGGGCAAAUUAAAGAAGGGUGGGAAUUUUUCAUGGAAAUGAAGAAGAGAAAGAUCGAAAUCGACGUUGUGAGCUACACGACGUUAGUUCAUGGGUUUGGCAUUGCAGGCGAGGUUGAGAAAUCAAGAAAAGUGUUUGAUGAGAUGAUUGGAGCCGGUGUGUUACCUUCGGUCGCUACGUACAACGCUCUCAUUCAAAUUCUAUGCAAAAAAGAUUGCGUCGAAAAUGCCCUCUUAGUGUUCGAUGAAAUGUUGAAGAAGGGCUACGUGCCGAAUGCAACGACAUACAAUGUAGUUAUUCGAGGGUUGUGCCAUGCCGAGAAAUUGGAUACGGCCAUCGAGUAUAUGGAUAAAAUGAGGCAAGAUUGCGAGCCGGUUAUUCAAACGUUUAAUGUCGUGAUUAGGUAUUGUUGUGAUGGCGGAGAAAUCGAGAAGGCUUUGGAGGUAUUCGAGAAGAUGAAUGGUGGGGAGAAUUGUCUGCCUAAUUUGGAUACGUAUAAUAUUUUGAUCGGUGCUAUGUUCGUAAGGAAGAAUGCGGAUGAUUUGUUGACUGCCGGAAAGUUGUUGGUGGAAAUGGUGGAUAGAGGAUUUUUGCCUCGGAAAUUUACGUUUAAUCGGGUUCUAAACGGGCUUAUGUUGACAGGGAAUCAAGGGUUCGCGAAGGAGAUUUUGAGGGUGCAGAGUAAAUGCGGCCGUCUUCCUCGAAAUUUUAGAUUGUGAGGAUGCAACUGUUGUAAGUUAUCUAUCUAGAGUUUAAUUUCUUUUGAAUAGUUUGUUGAAAAUUUAAAUUAAUGUGUGAUUUAUUUCA
Messenger RNA from Erythranthe guttata (spotted monkey flower), 1714 nucleotides. It is a transcript of the gene OTP43, whose product is annotated as Pentatricopeptide repeat (PPR) superfamily protein. Lineage: Eukaryota; Viridiplantae; Streptophyta; Magnoliopsida; Lamiales; Phrymaceae. The record is from RefSeq and is a predicted model, not a curated record. Gene Ontology annotation, molecular function: protein binding.